Messenger RNA from Arachis stenosperma, 729 nucleotides. RefSeq lists its product as uncharacterized. NCBI's taxonomy places the organism in Eukaryota, Viridiplantae, Streptophyta, Magnoliopsida, Fabales, Fabaceae. Bases 220 to 597 code for a protein of 125 amino acids. The transcript is spliced from 2 exons. The record is from RefSeq and is a predicted model, not a curated record.
AAACUAACUAUACUAGGAGGAGGAAAAAAAAAAGGUUAGUUUAGUAGCUUAGUGUAGGUGGUGAUUAGGCAAAUCUGUGACAGCUUAACGCUACAACCAGCCGCUGCCUGAUCUCCACCAGCCAGGCAGCCACAUCUCCUUCUCCGUCUUGCUCCGCCGCAGAGUGUGGAGCAUAUGAUAUAGAGAAGAAGGGGCAGCUGAAGUUGUAUUCUCUUGGAGAUGGGAGAAAUUUGGUGGUCGCUUUUGGGCGCUGCAAUCCCUGUGCUUGUUGCCGGACAAGCUUUUCGGCUCAAGGCAAGGCACGCAGAAGAGCAGAAGUUGAAGAGUGCAAGGGGAAGAGAAAGGAGUUCGGAUGAGAUCUUUGUCUGUGAAAGAGUCUGCACUUCAAAGAGGAUGUUGAAGAAGGUUGGUUCGUUCUCAAAGGAUCCCAUUCCUGACACCUGUGUCACCGUGUGCGGUGUGUCUGAUCUUGAUGCAUGUGCUGAUGCGUGCGUGCGCACUGUUUGUGUUAACCAGCAUCAAGUGCCUAACUGGAACGACAUAUGCCUUAGAAGAUGCCAAAGUGAAUGCCUGAAACUCUCUUCUCAAUCUUCUUAGGGGUUAGUUGCAUUUUGGGCAAUCAAAUGUUUAUGUGUGCAUGCUGAAUUGUGUUUAGAUGGUUAAUAUUUUGUUUGAUCAUCAUCCUUUCCGGAAACUGUAUGGAAAUGCAAGUCAGGGUAUAGUUAACUA